Molecule: messenger RNA, 1880 nt
Organism: Mastomys coucha (southern multimammate mouse)
Lineage: Eukaryota; Metazoa; Chordata; Mammalia; Rodentia; Muridae
Gene: Acp7
Product: acid phosphatase 7, tartrate resistant (putative)
Exons: 13
Coding region: 264-1577 (437 amino acids)
Molecular function (GO): acid phosphatase activity; metal ion binding
Source: RefSeq, a predicted model, not a curated record
CUGCAAGCUCAUAAAUACUGCAGCACAUCGGUGGCCGAGAGGACCGUGAGGGCGGCUGGCGCGCCCCUGAGGCAUCUCCUUCACCACUCCCCUCAGAGACGUUUCAGUCAUUCAGUCUUCCUCCCCCUCGGACAUCCUGACAGACGGACAGACGGACAGACGGCCCUGCCUGGCACCGGUCCAUUCUCCAUCCUCUGUGGGACUCACCAACGGAAUUUGAUCACAUCCUUGCGUUCCACUCCGCUUCCCACCAUCCCCUUACCAUGAGCCCCUUUCUUGGAGGCUGGCUCUUCUGUCUGCUCCUGCUUUUCUCCCUGGGAGUCCAGGGGACCCCAGACUAUCCUCGUGCUACACCAGAGCAAGUCCAUCUGUCCUACCUGGGUGAGCCAGGCACCAUGACUGUGACCUGGACUACGUGGGCUCCAGCCCGGUCUGAGGUGCAGUUCGGCAUGCAGCUGUCUGGUCCGCUCCCACUCCGGGCCCACGGCACCGCCCGUGCCUUCGUGGAUGGAGGAAUUCUGCGGCGCAAGCUCUACAUCCACCGUGUGACGCUGCGGAAACUGCUGCCUGGGGCACAGUAUGUUUACCGUUGUGGCAGCUCUCAGGGCUGGAGCCGUCGGUUUCGCUUCACAGCCUUGAAGAAUGGGGUCCACUGGAGCCCCCGCCUGGCUGUGUUUGGGGACAUGGGGGCUGACAACCCGAAGGCCCUGCCCAGGCUACGGAGGGACACUCAGCAGGGCAUGUUUGAUGCAGUGCUCCAUGUGGGAGACUUUGCCUACAACAUGGACCAGGACAAUGCUCGUGUUGGGGACAGAUUCAUGAGGCUCAUUGAACCUGUUGCUGCUAGCCUGCCGUACAUGACGUGCCCUGGGAAUCACGAACAGCGCUACAAUUUCUCUAACUACAAGGCUCGCUUCAGCAUGCCAGGAGACAAUGAAGGCUUGUGGUACAGCUGGGACCUGGGUCCUGCCCAUAUCAUCUCGUUUUCCACUGAGGUAUACUUCUUUCUCCACUAUGGUCGUCACCUGGUUGAGAAGCAGUUCCGUUGGCUGGAGAAUGACCUCCAGAAAGCCAAUAAGAAUCGGGUGGCACGACCUUGGAUCAUCACGAUGGGUCAUCGGCCUAUGUACUGUUCCAACGCGGACCUGGAUGACUGCACAAGGCACGAAAGCAGGGUCCGCAAAGGCCUCCAAGGCAAGUUGUUUGGGCUAGAGGACCUUUUCCAUAAAUACGGUGUGGACCUCGAGUUCUGGGCUCAUGAACACUCCUAUGAACGACUAUGGCCUAUUUACAACUACCAGGUAUUUAAUGGCAGUCUAGAGAGGCCCUACACCAACCCUCGAGGCCCUGUUCACAUCAUCACAGGAUCUGCGGGUUGUGAAGAACUGCUGACUCCCUUUGUCAGGAAACCCAGACCAUGGAGCGCCGUACGCGUGAAAGAGUACGGCUAUACUCGGAUGCACAUCCUUAAUGGCACCCACAUGCACAUCCAGCAAGUGUCUGAUGACCAGGAUGGGAAGAUUGUGGAUGACGUCUGGGUGGUUAGACCUUUGCUUGGCCGGAUGAUGUACCACUAAGACCAGGGUCCUCUCAUGAAGACACUUUGCUGCUGUGGCCAGGCAGUACCUUGGCCUGGGGAGGGAGUCAGGGCAGGAUCCCACUCCCUCACCAUCCAGGAGUACAGCCUUGAGGGAGGCCAGAUAGCUCUUGCUUCCUGGAGAGGUGGGAGCCUAGGCUGGCUGGAGAGGGAGGGCAGGUAUGUGGGCACCAGCAGGGCUGACUGCCAGCGUAGCCCUGCCCUCCUGAAUCACUCUGACAGGGCCAGGGACUCAAGGGCCUCAGAAUAAAGAGGCUUGCAGCCGUGGCUCCCUUGACGAAAA